CAACAGGUGAGCAGUUUAGAAUGUCGAGGAUGAUUUCCCAGGCGUCCCUGUUGAGGACGCUUUGCAACAUGCUGUUAUUGGCAGGUUUGCUAGAAGCAACAUCUCUGAUGAAAGUGAAGAAUCCUGAAGGGAAUCCAGUUAAAAUUGGCUCUGCCCAGGCACAUGAUUUCUUUACUAAUUCUCGACCUAAGAGGAACAUUGAUCCAAAGUGGUAUAAAGCCACGCCUGAUUUCCAGUCCUACUACCGCUUCUACAACAGUAUUGGACACAUUGAAGGACUCUAUGAGAUCGACAGGAUCAGGAUGGUGUAUCAGCAGAUGCGUCACUUCGAGGUAACCUAUGGCCCAGAUGCCUCCAGUUACCAAAAUGUAAUGGGUGUGCUGACUACCACCGCAGAACCAACUACUACCACUCAGCCCCCUCCUCCACCCACCACCCCUGCCCCGACACCAGACCCUCUGGAGAAUGCUCAGAGGAUCUAUCUCUGUAACCCCAAAGACCCACUCUGCAAACCUCAGAUCGUCUACCUGCCAACAGGGGCUGUUGCAGUACUCUGUGACCCACGUGUCAACGCCGCCUGCAGGCCCAAAACAGAGGAGGAGAUCAAAGUUGCUGCUCCUUCCCAACCACCCCCAGCUCUUCCGGCUCCCAAAAAAUCAGUCGAACCCCCCCCUCCUCCUGCUAUCACUGUUAAAGGUAUGGAGUAUGACUGUGACCCAUACUGGGACCCUGACUGCCUCAUCGAUCACCCUCCCCGCCCCAUCCAGGUAACAUCCGCACCAGAGACACCCACUGAAGAGAAAGUGGAGAAAGAGGAUGUAGCAAAAACCAAGGAAAGCGUCCCUGAAGAACCAGCCACACAGAAAAGCCCUUACAUCGACCCUUAUGAUUUCAAACGUGAACUUUAUGACCCCUUUCGUUAUGCCGAUCCAGCUCCUGAACCAGAGUAAAGUGCCUAAGAAAUGAUGGCCUUCCAUAUAGGGCAGGACUACAAUAUUAAAUCACAAGACCAAACCAAGGCAGGACUGUGAGAAAAUCCAUAUUAAAAACAAAGGUCAACAUUCAAACAUGCAAAUCAUCAAAUGUUGUGCGGGACAGACAUGUAGACAAUGCCUUUACUGUGUUUGCAGUUAUCCGCAUGACACACCACACUGAUUGAUUUGUAUGGAUGUUCAUAAGAAA
Messenger RNA from Cyclopterus lumpus (lumpfish), 1182 nucleotides. Its product is annotated as lysine-rich arabinogalactan protein 19-like. The record is from RefSeq and is a predicted model, not a curated record. The transcript has 5 exons. Bases 21 to 950 code for a protein of 309 amino acids. Lineage: Eukaryota; Metazoa; Chordata; Actinopteri; Perciformes; Cyclopteridae.